Messenger RNA from Aspergillus ibericus CBS 121593, 1140 nucleotides. Its product is annotated as amidohydrolase family protein. NCBI's taxonomy places the organism in Eukaryota, Fungi, Ascomycota, Eurotiomycetes, Eurotiales, Aspergillaceae. Bases 70 to 1140 code for a protein of 356 amino acids. The record is from RefSeq and is a predicted model, not a curated record. Gene Ontology annotation, molecular function: carboxy-lyase activity; hydrolase activity. Gene Ontology annotation, cellular component: cytosol; cytoplasm. The transcript is spliced from 3 exons. Gene Ontology annotation, biological process: secondary metabolic process.
GAAUCAUCUACAGCUUUAUUAAGACCACAGGGCCCAAUACAGACAGCUGCAACUUGUUCGUCUCUCACAAUGCAGGUCCCUAGUUUUCUACCCGCAAGUGUCACUGGGUUUCUGGCUAUCUUCUCUCGCUCCAGCCCGGACACUCCAGCUAUCACCGGGAAUGUCAGUACAGCCGCGCCAGCGCAGCUACCACAGAAAAUCGACAUCCAUCACCAUUUCCUAACAGACGACUACCGCCUGGCCGUCGAAGAUGCAGGCGGUGACCCAACCGGACUCCCUCUCCCCGCCUGGACCAUUGAAGACUCCCUCAACGACAUGCAAACCAACGGCGUCCGAAAAGCCAUCCUAUCCGUAACCACCCCCGGCGCAGUGAUCACCGGAAACAACGACACCGCUCGACCACUGGCCCGACAAAUCAACGAAUACGCCGCUAGCAUCCGAGACCAAUACCCGGAGCAAUUCGGCUUCUUCGCUGCCCUACCCUCCCUCCUCGACGUCGAGGGCACUCUCGCCGAAAUCCAAUACGCCCUUGACGUCCUCAAAGCCGACGGCGUCACCGUAUUCACCCGCUACGGAGACGGGAAUUACUACCUAGGCCAUGCGCAAUUCACGCCCAUCUGGACGGAACUGGAUGCUCGGAAAACAGUCGUCCAUAUCCAUCCCACCAUGCCCGUGGACACGAACUGGAUUGAUCCCAUCAUGCCGCCCCCGAUGCUCGAUUUCCCGCAAGAGUCGACCCGCACGGCGGUGGAUAUGAUCGUGAGUAAUGUCACGCAGCAGUUUCCGAAUUGUCCAAAGAUUCUUUCCCAUGCCGGUGGGACCUUGCCGUAUCUGAUCUCGCGACUGGCGGUCACUUCGAGAGAUACUAUGGAUCAGGUGGGGCCGUAUGGCAAGACAUACUAUGAGUUUAUGGCUGCCUUGCGCUCGUUUUACUUUGAUCUGGCGCUGUCGAGUGCUCCGGCUGUUUUGGAUCUGUUGUUGGAUUUGGUGCCGCGGGAUCGGAUUUUGUAUGGGUCGGACUUUCCGAAUGCGCCGGAGAUUAAAGUGACGGGGUACCGUGAGAAUCUGGAUGGCUAUCCGAUGGAUGAGGAGUUGAGAGAUAUGGUCUAUUUUGGGAAUGCGGAGAAGAUCCUGCCCUAA